AUGUCGAUCCGAGGGACAAGCGCCGCUCAAGGCGGACAUUACUUUGGACAGGAGAAGAAACUAUUGGCUAAAAUGACAUUCCCUUCAUGCUUUAAUCAACGUGUUGAUAUGAGAAAAGUACAGCGUGACGUGAUCAUUCAGUGGAUUACGGAACGAAUUACGCAAUUAUUGGGUUUUGAGGACGAUAUUGUCGUGUCAAUGGCGAUUAAUUUGUUAGAAACGAACGUUGAUGAGAAAUUAGAUCCAAAGAAACUUCAAAUGGCUUUGACAGGAUUUUUAGAAAAACAAGCAGGAACGUUCAUGGAGGAAUUAUGGCAAUUGCUUCUCAGUGCACAAAGCAAUCCAACGGGCAUUCCAAGCUCGAUUCUGGACAAAAAGAAGAAGGAAAUGCAGCAAAUUGCACAAGAAAAAGAAAAACUCAAGCAAAUUCUUGAUGCCAAGAGGACUGAAAGCCAACGACAAAGCAGAGAUGAAGAUAGACGACAACACAAUGAGGACAAACAGACUGGUCGUAAACAUGACCGACCGAAUUCUCCUGGACGUGAUGAACGUAGAAGACGAUCGAGAAGUAAGCCGCGACGUCCACGUGAGAGACGCUCAAGGAGUUCACGUAGACGUCGAAGAUCACCUAGUCCACGAAAAAAGAGACGACGAUCGCGUAGUUUACUGCGUGAUCAUUCGAGACGUGGCGGGUCGCGGUCACCGUCUGUUAAACGCCGUCGUAGUCAACGGUCACUGUCGCGAUCGCCAGACAGAGCGCGCCAACGACGUUCUACACGUCGCGGGAGCUCUCCGACACGAGAAAGCAGCCGUCGUCUUCGUCGUUCGUCAUCAAGCUCUUCAUCAGACUCCCGCCAUUGCUCGCCGUCGUCUUCACGAUCGCCAUCGCCUGGUCGUCGUCAAAAGAAUUUUUCUGAUAGUGGAUCGGAGAGCGAUUAA
Peronospora belbahrii is the source of this 939-nucleotide messenger RNA. NCBI's taxonomy places the organism in Eukaryota, Oomycota, Peronosporomycetes, Peronosporales, Peronosporaceae. The record is from the annotation of a GenBank genome assembly.